Motacilla alba alba is the source of this 6336-nucleotide messenger RNA. It is a transcript of the gene NELL1, whose product is annotated as neural EGFL like 1. Gene Ontology annotation, molecular function: calcium ion binding; protein binding. The coding region runs from base 147 to 2573 and encodes 808 amino acids. The record is from RefSeq and is a predicted model, not a curated record. Lineage: Eukaryota; Metazoa; Chordata; Aves; Passeriformes; Motacillidae. The transcript is spliced from 20 exons.
GCGUCGGGGCCGCGCCUGGGCAGCGGGCGGAGCCGCCGCUGCCUCCUGCCGGAGCCGCUCCGCGCGUCGGAGGCUGCGCUCGGCUCCGCAGCAGCUGCCGGCGGCCGGAGAGGGAGCGAGCGGGCGCCGCCGCCCGCGCCGCGCCGAUGGGUCUCCUCCUGCUCCUCUGGGCGUGUGCGGCCGCCGCCGGGACAGCUGUAGGAUUUGGAAUGGAUCCCAACUUACAAAUUGAUAUCAUCACAGAGCUGGAUCUGGUGAAUACAACUCUGGGGGUAACACAAGUGUCAGGACUACACAAUGCCAGCAAAGCAUUCUUAUUCCAAGAUAAAGAAAGAGAAAUCCAUGCAGCACCCCAUGUGAGCGAGAAGUUAAUUCAGCUCUUCCGGAAUAGAAGUGAGUUCACAUUUCUGGCCACUCUGCAACAAAAGGCAUCGACUUCUGGAGUUAUAUUGUCCAUCCGAGAGUUGGAGCACAGCUAUUUUGAGCUGGAGAGCAGUGGCCUGCGGGAUGAGAUCAGGUAUCACUACAGGUCUCAUGGGAAGACGAGGACAGAGGUGUUCCCCUACCGCCUGGCAGAUGGGCAGUGGCACAGGAUUGCUGUGUCACUUAGUGCAUCCCACCUUCUUCUCCACGUGGACUGCAACAGGAUUUAUGAACGUGUCAUUGAUCCCCCGGAAAUGAAUUUGACACCUGAAAGCAAUUUAUGGCUUGGACAGAGAAACAGGAAGCAUGGUUUCUUUAAGGGUGUUAUUCAAGAUGUGAAAAUCAUCUUUAUACCUAAUGGAUAUAUAACACAGUGUCCCAAUCUGAAUCGCACAUGCCCAACCUGCAGUGAUUUCUUAAGUCUGGUGCAAGGAAUCAUGGAUUUGCAAGAACUCCUGGCAAAAAUGACUGCAAAAUUAAAUUAUGCAGAAACAAGACUGAGUCAAUUGGAAGACUGUCAUUGUGAGAAGACUUGUCAAGUAAAUGGAUUGAUCUACAGAGACAAAGAUUCAUGGGUUGAAGAUGAUCACUGCAGGAAUUGCACAUGCAAAAGCGGAGUUGUGGAAUGCCGGAGGAUGUCCUGUCCCCCUCUGGAGUGUCCUCCUGAUGCUCUCCCUGUGCACGUGGACAGUCAGUGCUGCAAAGUGUGCAGGGCAAAGUGUAUCUAUGGAGGCAAAGUGCUAGCAGAAGGUCAACGAGUAUUAACCAAGAGCUGCAGGGAAUGUCGAAAUGGAGUUUUAGUAAAAGUAACAGAGACCUGUCCACCACUGAACUGCUCAGAAAAAGAUCACGUUCUUCCAGAGAACCAGUGUUGCAGUGUUUGUAGAGGCCAUAACUUCUGUGCAGAGGGGCACAGGUGUGGUGAAAACUCAGAGUGCAAAAACUGGAACACAAAGGCUACUUGUGAAUGCAAGAACGGUUAUCUCUCUGUCCAAGGGGACUCUGCAUAUUGUGAAGACAUUGAUGAGUGUGCUGCCAAGAUGCACUAUUGCCACGCCAACACCGUGUGUGUUAACCUGCCUGGCUCCUACCGCUGCGACUGCGUCACGGGCUACGUGCGUGUGGAUGACUUCUCCUGCACAGAGCAUGAUGAGUGUGGCAGUGGGCAGCACAACUGUGAUGAGAAUGCAAUCUGCACCAACACCAUCAGGGGACACAGCUGCACCUGCAAGCCCGGCUAUGUGGGCAACGGGACCAUCUGCCGAGCAUUCUGUGAAGAAGGGUGCAGAUAUGGUGGAACUUGUGUAGCUCCUAACAAAUGUCUCUGCCCUUCUGGAUUCACUGGAAGUCAUUGUGAGAAAGAUAUUGAUGAGUGUGCAGAGGGGAUCAUUGAGUGUCACACCCAUUCACGCUGUGUUAACCUCCCAGGGUGGUACCACUGUGAGUGCAGAAGCGGUUUCCAUGACAAUGGAAGCUAUUCUCCUUCCGGGGAGUCCUGUGUGGAUAUCGAUGAGUGUGCCUUAAAGAUCCACACCUGUUGGAAUGAUUCAGCCUGCGUGAACCUGGCAGGAGGGUUUGACUGCCUUUGUCCAUCUGGGCCAUCUUGCACUGGAGACUGUCCCCACGAAGGUGGCUUCAAGCGGAAUGGGCAGGUGUGGACCCUGCGAGAGGACAGAUGCUCCGUGUGCUCCUGCAAGGACGGGAGGAUUUUCUGCCGGAGAACAGCCUGUGACUGCAGGAACCCCAGCGCCGACCUCUUCUGCUGCCCGGAGUGUGACACCCGCGUCACCAGCCAGUGCCUUGACCAGACGGGGCACAAGCUCUACCGCAGCGGGGACAACUGGACCUACAGCUGCCAGCAGUGCCGUUGCCUGGAAGGAGAGGUGGAUUGUUGGCCUCUUCAGUGCCCGACCCUGAACUGCGAGUACACAGCCAUCUCAGAAGGAGAGUGCUGUCCUCACUGUGUCAGUGACCCGUGUCUGGCUGACAACAUCACCUAUGACAUCAGGAAAACCUGUCCAGAUGGCUAUGGAAUCACAAGGCUUAGUGGUGCUGUAUGGACAAUGGUGGGAUCUCCUUGUACAACCUGCAAAUGCAAGAAUGGGAAUGUCUGCUGCUCAGUGGAUUUAGAGUGUCUCAACAAUAACUGACCUGGGCAGACUGGACUGUGCCAAGGGAGGAAAACUGCUGGAGUUAACACCUGAAGAAAGCUGUGUGCAUUGGCAUUUUAUACACCAGACAAUUACCAAAGUCUCCGAAGGAGGAAGAUGUUUGGGAGUUGCCUUUGGGCGCCAUCUCCAUGCUCAUCCUUCUAGCCUUGGCCGGGUGACUUCCAGUACGGCGUAUAGAAAUCAAUGGUUGCUACAAGUUUUCAGUGUUGUAAAUUACACACCUUUCCUGUCAAGAAAUUUGCAAAUAUGUUUUAAUUAUUUCAUGGGUAAACUAAUGCUGUAUUUUUUGUUCUAAUUUGUGUAUUGACAACAUUGAUAGAAUUCAGCUCUUCUUAUUUUGAAUCUAGAUUUUACAAAUACGACAGCCUGUUGUGAUUUUGUCCCAUUAUAUCACAUACUUGGUUCCAAGGUCCCUGUUAGAUGUAUUUAUGAAAAUAUGUAUGUAUGUACAGUCAGAUUGCAUAAUACUUAUAUUUCACAGCUAUCCAACAUUUUAAAGCAUUCAAAGGUAUGGACAGAAUGAAAGUAAUCAAAAUAAGUCUGUCUUAAACUAUAAAAUUAAAUGCCAUGAACUGAAUGAAAUGGCAGAAUAAGCACUUUCUUCUUCAAACGUGCAGAGCAGCAACAAGACUUCUAUAGUGAGAAAUGGAACUAAAACCCCAUCCCACUGCAAAUUCAACACAUAUUCAAGAAGGAAUCACCAGUCAUUAUCAGCAUUGUGUAGAGUAUAAUUCCUCUGGAUUAUACAGUGCUGAAACAGUCAGAGACCCUUAAGAUUAUAUAGUUAAAGUUGAGUCGGUUAGAAUUUGCUUUCAUUUGCAACAUCAUUGAUGAGUUCAGAAUUUUUCCUCUUUUGUGUUUACGGUAAUAAUGAUGUCUGUCAUCCUCAGUUACUGCUGCCAUAGUGACAAAGUGCAGAGGCACCUGUUCCAGCAACAGGAGACCUUAAUGCUUGGUAACUUCCAUUACCAACAGCUCAGAAAAAAAAUAUCUUUUUCAUAUUUUAUGACAUUCAAAAAUAUUUAAAUUUACUGUGUUGUUGAGGACCUAAGUUUAGACAGGAAUUUAAAUCAAGACUCUUAGCCCUAUAUGGAGGUUAGAGCUUAGAUUCUCUUCAGCUAAGGUCUGUUUUUUUCAAGAGACUAGAACGUUUGUGGCAUUAGAACAAGAAUAUAUUUCUAUGGUGAUGCAUCUACAGCUUAAAUGUCACAUUUUUAAUGUGCUGUUGUUUUUUGUUCUGCUCAUUUGUGUAGUGGGUUUUUUUUUCUUUUUGUUUAUUUACUUAAACACACUGAAUAUAUGGAAAAGAUUGCAGAAAUAGCUAUAAUGGCUACAGUUUGGAAAGUCUACAUUUGUGAGUUUUUCAUAGUUUCAUGAAGAAAAUGUGAAACUGAUCAAUAAGAAAGAAGUGUGACUAUACAGUGAAAAUACUAGUUGUUAAAGGAAGUAAUAUUAAGUUUAUAAGAGGACAGUGGUAAAGAAUAUAAAAUUACUUUCAGUCAUUCAGAUAACUUUAUUCCAAUUUUUUAACCAGGUUUUGUUUUAGUUAACAGCUUUGUGUGGUAAAGUUAAAUUUAUUUUCUUAAAAGGCCCCAUCAUUUUCAGCUAAUGAUGUAUUGACUCUAUUUGCAUUGCCCUGAUGAUUGUAUAAUAAGGGAAAGAGUUGUGUUUUAUAUGAUACUCAAAGGAUGUUUGUAAAUCAUAAUGUCAGCUCAUUUUGUAUUUCACAUUGUAAAACCCAAUGGUAAUUCAGUUGGAUAAGAUACCCAGUGGGCUGAGAUAUGAAGGGGAAUGAUUUAAAAUCUGUGGGCAUCUAAAUAAACUCCUAUGUACAGAUUGCUUUCCCUUAGUUUUAUUAGCAGGAUUCUAAAACACUGAUCAAUGUCCUUUCCAGCUUGAGCUCCUGAUGUUGCAAAAUAGGAGAAAAAGUGUUUGCCCAGAGGUAUAGCAUCAGAGUGGUAAGAAAUAUGUCAUUCAUACUCAAGCAGAAUCAAAUAUUCCAGUCUGUCAUAUUGAAUUUCUGGAGCUCUGUAAAUGGAUUAAAGACAGUGCAGUCUCUGAAAAUCAUUCUUAUCCCUUUUACCUUGCAGUAUUGAAGCCCUUUCCCAGGAUGCUUCUGGAAGCUACAGAUCUUGUUAGGAUCAUAUUUAACAGGACCACCGAAGUUCACACUUUUCCACUGCAGACCAAUUUUCUCCCAGAGCUCAAAUGCAAAUUAAUUCAGUAAAACCCUUUCAGAGCAUUUUAUACAGCAUUACAUGUCAUUAUCUCCAGAGUGAGGCAGCUUGAAUUGUUUACACAAAGUCAAAAUGUUGACACAGACCUGUAUAUGUUGCAUUUUAAGCAGUUGCCCUGACUGUGAUGAGCUUUCCCUCAUGGAGUAAUUUGAUCACUAGUCACAUCACAUGUACCUUCAGAGUACUCAGAAGCCCCAGCCCCAGCUCAAAGAGCACAUUAUGGAAGAAAACCUAAUUUCCUGUGUCAUAUGUGACCAAGGUAAGUAAGAACUUUCAAAACUUCAUUCUUGAUGAAAUUCCCUAUUCCCUGUAGAGAUAUGGACGCUAAAAUUAAAAUGCUGAAGAAAGCCAGUGUUUAUUAUAAUAAUUUAAGAAAAUUCUUCUCUUUGUUUGUGAGAUGGACACUGUCUCGGAUCAGGAGAAUGUAUAUAUUUUAUAUAUGUAGUGCAUAUUUGUAGUGUAGUAUUCACUUGAGGAGGACUACUGUUAACCUCUGUGAAAGGAAACUUGCUGCUGGUUAAGGGACUUGGUCAAAGCUCUGGCUCUAGACAAUUAGAAUUUUGUAGCUGUUUCUAUUUAUUUAUCCUGUGAAAGAGUACUUCCUCUGUAACCCUUCUGAUGACAAAAAAAAGUCAACGAGUGACAAACAGAAAAUGAAAAUUCCAGCUCUGGUAAAAUGUCUUUGUCCUCCCCCUUUUGGUAGAAAACUCAGCCUAGGUUCUCUAAACCAGAACCUGGUGUUAUGUCUUGAGAGGACAGUGAGUUCUCAGCUCUGCUUCUGUGUGUUUGCAAACUCAUGUUCUAGGUUAAAGCAAGUACAAAUAUUCCUUUUGUAGUGGCCCAUAGAGUUAUGGACCACUCUGAGCCGUGCUGGUCACCAGGAAGGGCCAAAGCUGAAUUAUUCCCCACAAAUGCUGAAUAAUAUCAGUCCAACUCACAGGAAUGUGUGUGGGAUUUAUUAGUGCCUUUGUGUUGCCUCAGAGACCUAAAUAACAACUGUCUUCCAGUAAUAUAUCUUCCCCCAAGAGCUGUCAGUGAGUUUUCGGGUAUACAAGAUUUAAUUAAUAACAUCUUUUCAAUCAGAGUGCAAUGACAACCAAAAUAUCAUCUUUUUUUUUUUUUUUUCCUGUGACAGACAAUAAUGUUUUACAAAACAAAAGGUAAAAUGUCAGGAGUGAUUACACAAAUGGUAGAGUAGAUUUUAGCAGAAUUAAAUCAUAACUCCUACGAGCAAUAUGGGAAUGUCUCACAUCUAAUGGUACUUACAUAAUCAUCAUUAAUGAGGGGUUUUUAAAAGGGCCCCAUGAUACAGUUUGAUGUAAAAUUUUAAGUGAGUGUUGUGAUAAGACAUAAUUGUUUGAGGAACGUAUUCUGCCAGCGGAAAAAAAUGCCUGCCAAUAAGCUCCUCUUCUUAAGGUACAUCUUUGGAGCUCAUUGAAAUUUAAAUUGGUGUAAGGAAGAUUCAUGGUAGUGUAAAUUUAAAAAAUAAAAAGAAAUUUAAAAGA